Molecule: messenger RNA, 2635 nt
Organism: Onthophagus taurus
Lineage: Eukaryota; Metazoa; Arthropoda; Insecta; Coleoptera; Scarabaeidae
Source: RefSeq, a predicted model, not a curated record
UGUCAAUCAAUAUAACCUUAGAAACACAUGUUAUUGAUUAAACAAAAACGGUAAAAACUCAAAGGUCUCAAAACAGUGUGUAAUUCGAUGAAUACUACAAUUCAGCGCUAAAAUAUUGUGAAAAUAGGAAGUAAAAAAAGACGAAAAGAUAAUGGAUGUUCGAAAUAUUUUAGAAAAAAUCGGUUGGACAAAUGGGUUUCAUGUUCCAAUAGCAAACGCUGAAAAUCAAGCUCUUGAAGAAGAAGUCAAACGCUUAACCGAUAGAAAAGCUAAGGCGAAAAUAAAUUUCGACGAUGCUACCGCUAAGUGUGAGUCGAUGGACAAACAUUUGAAAUAUAUUAAACAGGAAUCCGAACAAAAUCAGAAACUUAUGACGGCAUACACUCAACAAAUUGCAAGUGAAAGACAACGUUUAAUAGAAUCAAAAUCCCAACAAGAACGAAUCAAUCAAGAAAUGCGGCAAAUUAAUAAACAUAUUGAAGAUAUUGAACACAGACAAUCAGGAAAACGUGCGGAUCUCGCAAAAACAUUGGCAAAAAUCGAUAAAUUAAAAUCGGAAACAAUAUGGGAUGUGGAAGCUUUAAAAGCAUGGGAAGAAUCGUUAAAGAAACGUGAUGACGAUGUAGAUAUGUUAAAAAAAUUUUCGCAAGAAGAUACCCGAAGAAUUAAUGAGUUGGAUACAAAACGGCAACUUUUAGAAGUAGAAGUGUGCCAAAAAAGGGACACCGUCGAACGAAUGGUUGCCGAAGUUAGAAAUUAUGAGCAAAUGCAAGAUAGAACAAACAAACUAUUUAAGCAAUUAGAAGAAGAAAGAAAAGCUUUAGUCAUUCAAUGGCAAGAUGCCGUUAAAAAUUUAAGACAAAGAGAUGAAGAGAUUGCAAAAAUGAAUGACGAUAUUAUGCUAACCCAGGCUAUUAUAGACGAAAGAGAUGCAGAGUUAAGAGAUGAAGAGAAAUUUUUACUCAAUGAAAAAGCGAAUAAUAGAAAGCUCGAAAUAGAAAUUGAAGAAUUAAACAUAUUUAAUUCGAGACUGAGAUUGCAAUUAAAUGAAGUUACUCAAAGCAUUUUAACACUUGGAAAUGAUAUAACUACAAUAAAACGUACAUUAGCGUCAACUGCAUUAAAACUCGACCAAGAACGCCAAUUAGUUAAAGAACAAGAAAAAACACUCGCUACAAACGAAGCGAAAAUAAACGGAGCUGCUGUAAUAAACGAAGAAUUAAAUAAUAAACUUGCCGAAGUUUUAUCGAAAACUUUAUCAUCAACCGAACGUACAAAAAGUUUAAACGAUAUGAUCAAAGUUGAUGAAAUGAUGACGAAAAAUUUAACUACGGACAUUGAAAAAAUGUUGGGAAUCGUUUAUCGUAGUCAAAUAGCUCUCGAAGAUUUAAAAGAAUUCGCAAAACGUUUCGAUAUUGAAAUUACCGGAAUAAAUGUUGCCAAAAAGAAAAUGCAAAAACAAAUCAAAUUGAAAAUGAACGAAGUCGCCGCACAAAAAGAGAUGCUGUAUCAUGUAGAAUAUCGUAAAAAUGAAAUGGAAGUUAAAAUUGGAAAUAUCGAAAAUCUAAAUAAAGACGAUGAAAAAACGGAUAUUUUAAACGAGAAAAUUGCAGAGUUAGAGGAAAUUUUUGCCCAGCACAACGAGGUUAAAACGUUUUUAACGGGGCAAGUUAAUCGGUUAGACGAUGAAAUGAGGCGAUUAAAUACUGCGAUAUCUAAUGAUAAAGCUAAGUUGGAUACGUUAAAAAAUAAAUUACAAGAUGAAAUGUUAUCCUUUGAUGGGGGUCUUAAACAAGCUGCAGCCGCAAAAUUACGAGCACAACAGAAACAGGUUGAAGAAAAUAUGAUACGACUAAAAGUUAAUCAAUUAGAGAAAGCAAUUAGUAAAGAAGAACAUCAUAUUUAUGAUUUACAAAAGUUUAAAUUAGAAUUAGAUACGUCUUUGAAAGAAAGACAAAUCGAAAUUGCAACCCACCAAGACAUUCUACAAGCGGAAAGACGAAACCUUGAAGAAUCCCGAAGUCGCUUAAAAGCCGAUUUAUCAUUAAGGAAAAUACGUAUUGAACAAUUUCAAAAGAAACAUCAUUUAGCUUUGAUGGCUUUGGGUAAAGACGAUGAUGGUCAACCUUUAUCGAUUACUCACAUUAAAAUACGGGAAGCCCAAGAACGGUAUGAAUUGCAACAAGAAGGUGACGAAUUGGAUAAUAAAGUUAAAAGAACUGAAAAGGAAAUUCUCGCAAUGGAAAAUACAUUAAAAGUUGUUAACAUGACGAAUACUGUUUAUAGAAAAAGUUUAGAACCCUUUGAAGAAGAUAAUAAGGAUCGUUUAGAAACGACAAGACUCGAACAGGAAAUAUGUAAUAACGCCACAGUUAUAAAGCAAUUGAAAAAAGCGUUAACUGGCAAACGAAAAGAUUUGAUGAGAAUUCAAGAUGCAUUAAAUGAUAUUCAAGAGACCCACAAAAAAAGAAUGGAGUGUUUCGAAAAUGUACAAACAGUAUAUACACGUUUAAAAAACGAACGAACUUCGCGUGAGGAAAGACUUCACAACGCACAUCAUAAUGCUAAAAAAUACAAAAGACAAGUUUCAAAGGAAGAUUUAGAAAAACCAGAAGUAAUUUUUAAAAUUAUAUAA